AAUCCACUGGGCCGUUAGAACGAGCUAGAGAGAAGCGUCCUCUCGUCACGCCAUGAGAGCCGCUUGCUUCUGCUUGUCCUUCACCGCUGCCUCUCCCCCCCUCCCUUCCACCUCCACCGCUGCCUCGAGCCCACGCUGUCAGAGUCACGCCUCCUACCGCCGGUCCCAGCCACGCCAUAGCCGCGGCGGGGUGGUCCGGGCCCUCCACGAGCGGCUGCUAGAGACACCAACCCCCGCACCAGCGGAGACCGAGGUCGAGGAUGAGAGUGGUGUCGGUGAGAUAGAAGACGGCGGUGAACGGGAGGGAAGAGAUGGGCAGGCUGAUAUUGUGGGCCCGUCGGAGGCCCAGGAGCAGCCGAAGAGCAGGCGACGACAGCAGCAGGAGGAAGAGGAUGCCACGGCGGAGCGCGCCCGGUUCAAGCUCAUCAACGGCAAAGAGAUAUUUCAAGAGAAGACCUACCUAGUUGGAGUCGAGUGCAAGAGGGCCGCAAGAGAUAACUUCAGCAUAGAGGAAUCGCUCAAGGAGCUUGAGCAGUUAGCUGAUACUGCUGGGCUCAUGGUUCUCGGAUCGACCUAUCAAAAGCUUUCAAGUCCAAAUCCAAGGACUUAUAUUGGUUCAGGGAAGGUUGCUGAAAUUAGGAGUGCAGUUCAGGCCCUUGAUAUUGAGACUAUAAUUUUCGAUGAUGAGUUGUCUGCUGGACAGCUGCGUAACUUGGAGAAGUCCUUUGGUGGAGGUGUUCGAGUCUGUGACCGGACUGCUCUUAUUCUGGACAUUUUUAAUCAAAGGGCAGUGACACAUGAAGCUGCUCUGCAGGUCACCCUGGCACAAAUGGAAUAUCAACUUCCUAGGUUGACAAAACUGUGGACUCACCUUGAGCGGCAGUCGGGAGGCCAAGUCAAGGGUAUGGGUGAGAAACAAAUUGAAGUUGACAAGCGCAUCUUGAGAACACAAAUAAGCACUUUGAGGAAGGAAUUGGAGUCUGUCCGAAAACAUCGAAAGCUUUAUCGCAACCGUCGACGGUCGGUGCCUAUUCCUGUUGUUUCUCUGGUGGGAUAUACAAAUGCUGGAAAAAGUACACUCUUGAACCGCUUAACUGGAGCUGAUGUGCUCGCUGAGGAUAAAUUAUUUGCCACACUAGACCCAACAACACGGAGGGUGUUGAUGAAGAGCGGCACUGAGUUCCUCCUAACAGAUACUGUCGGGUUCAUUCAGAAGCUACCCACUAUGCUGGUGGCAGCAUUUAGAGCAACACUGGAGGAGAUAUCAGAAUCAUCAAUUAUUGUUCAUCUUGCAGAUAUCAGCUGCCCUGGCCUUUUCGUCAACCCUCUCCAUCUUGUUCUGUGCAUUCCUCAGACUGAACCGAAGAUUUUCUUCAGUGACCGGGGGAGGAGCAGGGAUCAUUUCAAUAUCCCCCUCCAUAUCAGGAAACUCCACUCUAUAUUCAUUAUUUUUGGCCGUCUUGGCCUCCCCAACCACCUUCUCAACCUGCUGAUUUUUUUUCACAAUAUCAGAGAAUCUAAAAACAAGGUCGUGUGUUGUGACUCAUCAGAUUCCACACUCUCCUGCGACUCCCGAAUAGGGUCCUGUUUUUCCCCCUGGGGAAUGCAGGGAGAUUUCCCUCCAAGCCCAGUGGAAAAACUACCCAGGAUCCCUCACCAGAAUCUGAUCCACUUCAGAAAAGAAAUCAUAAAAAUGAUCACCAAGCACAGCCUCUGCGACUGCAGGAAUCUCCUCCACAUUUCUACAACCAAUCCGGACCCUGACAGAUGCCGGACGGUGCAAGAUUGACAAUACCGAUAACCCAUUGAGAGUGAAGGAGGAAGCCGAGAAACAAGGGAUAAUCUGCAUAUCCGCCAUGAAUGGUGAUGGUUUGGAAGAGUUCUGCAAUGCAAUCCAAG
Triticum dicoccoides is the source of this 1899-nucleotide messenger RNA. Its product is annotated as GTPase HflX-like. The transcript has 13 exons. Gene Ontology annotation, molecular function: ribosome binding; GTP binding. Lineage: Eukaryota; Viridiplantae; Streptophyta; Magnoliopsida; Poales; Poaceae. The coding region runs from base 53 to 1789 and encodes 578 amino acids. Gene Ontology annotation, cellular component: cytoplasm. The record is from RefSeq and is a predicted model, not a curated record.